UUCUGACGCGCGUGCGCUGGAGUUGUACGGGGAAAGGAGACUUUAUUUUCUCUACGCAUGCGUAGCCUUAAGCGUUUAGCCCCGUGAAGGGUUGCUGUUUCCUUUUCUUUGAGUUUAGUCGGGUGGGAGAUGCUCUCUGAAGCCCUUCUUGUCUCCGACUUGGGUGCCUGAGACAGCAUCUUGUAUGUAUCUUCACUUCCUCGCUGGUCCCCACUCGGUUCCGUACUGCUACAGUGCUGUUAGGAGGCCGGGAAGGCAAAAGACACCUGUAGUCUCCAUCGGCUCUGCGUAGGGGCUACUAACAAGUGUUCCACGUCUGCCACAGAUUCCCUACACGUUUGAAGCGUUGCACAGACAUGUGCCAUGCGGGCAGGUGCCCUGAGCUCAGCUGUCACUUAAGUCACAUGCAUGUGUCACGAGUAAACAGGUCUUCUGUGAAACCUAGCCAGCUUUGUGCAGACCUGCAACCUCUGGCUUGAUUCCAGAUCUUCAAGAACCCAGCAGAGGUUCAACCGUAACCUAUGACUCCUCCCAAAAUAGAGUGUUGGGGAGAGGGUGCUAGGUCAGCCCCAGGUUGCAUUUAAGAACUUUUGCAUCUUAUUUACAUAGUGUCCUUCAGUGGGUAAAGGGGAGUCCCAUGGGUCCCAAGGCGAUCAAACUCUCAGAACCCAGGGGACGGGGGUGGAGCCCUCUGUGCAGCCCUCUGCACAGCCCUGCAGCUGGGGCAGGAAGCGAGAGUGGGGAGGGGGAAGGCCACAGCCCACAGAGUCAAGGCGGGCCCAGGACUUGUGUGGAGACAGAAGGUAAUACCAAAGCUUGAACCCUGAGGCCCUGUUGGCCCCCUGGGCACUGGCCCAGCCCCGGCCUCCAGGAAUGGCCCUUGUGGACCCCGACAUUUUUAAUAAGGACCCUCGAGAACACUAUGAUCUACUGCAACGACUGGGUGGUGGAACUUAUGGAGAAGUAUUCAAGGCUCGCGACAAGGUGUCUAAGGACCUGGUGGCUUUGAAGAUGGUGAAGAUGGAGCCUGAUGAUGACGUCGCCACCCUUCAGAAGGAGAUUCUCAUGCUGAAAACUUGCCGGCACGCCAACAUCGUGGCUUACCAUGGCAGUUACCUCUGGCUGCAGAAGCUGUGGAUCUGCAUGGAAUUCUGUGGAGCUGGUUCUCUCCAGGACAUCUACCAAGUGACUGGCUCUCUGUCCGAGCUCCAGAUCAGCUAUGUGUGCCGGGAAGUGCUUCAGGGACUGGCCUACCUGCAUUCAGAGAAGAAGAUACAUCGAGACAUCAAGGGAGCCAACAUCCUCAUCAACGACUGCGGGGAGGUUAAGCUGGCUGACUUUGGGAUCUCAGCCCAGAUUGGGGCGACACUGGCCCGGCGCCUUUCUUUCAUUGGGACACCGUACUGGAUGGCUCCAGAGGUGGCAGCGGUGGCCCUGAAGGGUGGAUACAAUGAGCUGUGCGACAUCUGGUCUCUUGGCAUCACAGCCAUCGAGCUGGCUGAGCUUCAGCCCCCUCUCUUUGAUGUGCACCCUCUCAGGGUUCUCUUCCUCAUGACCAAGAGCGGGUACCAGCCUCCUCGGCUGAAGGAAAAGAGCAGAUGGUCAUCUUCCUUCCACAACUUUGUCAAAGUCACCCUCACUAAGAACUCCAAGAAACGCCCCAGUGCCACCAAGAUGCUCAGUCAUCAGCUGGUGUCCCAGCCAGGGCUGAACAGAGGCCUGAUCUUGGAUCUUCUUGACAAAAUGAAGAAUCCUGGGAAGGGGCUGCCUGUUGAUAUUGAAGAUGAGGAGCCUGAGCCACCCCCUGCCAUCCCUCGGCGGAUCAGAUCUACCUACCGGGCCAGCUCACUAGGGAUCCCAGAUGCAGACUGCUGCCGGAGGCAAAUGGAGUUCCAGAGGCCCAGAUGCGUGGACUGCAGACCUCAGGCUGAAACUGUUCGCUUAUAUCCCCCUGCACACUUCGGGAGCACCAGUCCCAGGAGUCAGCUGUCAGAUUCUGAUGACGACUAUGAUGAUGUGGACAUCCCUGCCCCUUCAGAGAACAUACCUCCUCCACUGCCCCCCAAGCCCAAGUUUCGGUCUCCAUCAGAUGAUGGUUCUGGAGGAAUUAGGGACGAUGGGCAAUUGAGCCCAGGGGUUCUGGUUCGAUGUGCAAGUGGGCCCCCUCCACGUACUCCCCGACCUGGACCUCCCCCAGCGACCUGCAGCCCUCACCUCACAGCUCGCUCAGAUCCCUCAUUGUGGAACCCAGCUGCUCCGGAGCCAGGCCAGCCCCCACUCGUACCCCCAAGGAAGGAAAAGAUGAGGGGAAAGAUGGAGAACGAGAAGCGCAGAGAGAAAUAUCCCCUUCUUGUGAAAUUAUUCAAUGGCUGUCCCCUUCAGAUCCACAGCACAGCUGCCUGGACACAUCCCUCUACAAAAGAUCAGAACCUGCUCCUGGGGGCAGAGGAAGGCAUUUUCAUACUGAACCGGAAUGAUCAGGAGGCCACGCUGGAAAUGAUCUUCCCUGGCCGCACAACCUGGCUCUAUUGCAUCAACAACCUCCUCAUGUCUCUCUCAGGGAAGACACCCUACCUGUAUUCUCAUAGCAUCCUGGGCCUGCUUGAAAGGAAAGACGGCAGAACGGGAAGCCCCAUUGCUCACAUUAGCCCUCACCGGUUACUGGCAAGAAAGAACAUGGUCUCCAGUAAGAUCCAGGACACCAAAGGCUGCCGGGCUUGCUGUGUGGCUGAGAGUGCUAGCUCUGGGGGCCCAUUCUUAUGUGGGGCAUUGGAGACGUCUGUGGUUUUGCUCCAGUGGUACCAACCAAUGAACAAAUUCUUGCUUGUCCGGCAGGUGCUGUUCCCGCUGCCCACGCCGCUGCCGGUGUUCACGCUGCUGACAACGCCGGGCUCCGAGCUGCCAGCUGUGUGCAUCGGCGUGAGCCCGGGGCAGGCGGCAAAGUCGGUGCUCUUCCACACCGUGCGCUUCGGUGCGCUGUCCUGCUGGCUGGACGACUCCAGCACGGAGCACAAGGGACCAGUGCAGGUGAUCCAAGUAAAGGAAGACAUGGUGAUGGUGUUGAUGGAUGCUAUGGUUGAAGAUCGACUCGAGGCCUUCUGGAAGCAUGGAGUUCAGGUGUGGGCUCCAGGCUUGAAACAGCCGCUGCAGGAGCUGAGAGACCCCACCCUCACCUUCCGUCUGCUCUGCUCCCCCAGGCCGGUAGUGGUGGAGACAAGGCCCACGGAUGACCCUACGGCCCCCAGCAACCUCUACAUCCAGGAAUGAGCCAUUGAGAGGGCAUGGGAAACGGAUGCCUGCAGACUCCUAACAGACGCACUAGUGGUCAUGACAUGACCUUAUCUCCCAAUAAACUUGACUUUAGUCUUGUCAUCUUGAAA
Mus musculus (house mouse) is the source of this 3380-nucleotide messenger RNA. It is a transcript of the gene Map4k1, whose product is annotated as mitogen-activated protein kinase kinase kinase kinase 1. Gene Ontology annotation, biological process: positive regulation of MAPK cascade; cell population proliferation; cellular response to phorbol 13-acetate 12-myristate. The record is from RefSeq and is a predicted model, not a curated record. The transcript has 31 exons. Lineage: Eukaryota; Metazoa; Chordata; Mammalia; Rodentia; Muridae. The coding region runs from base 874 to 3267 and encodes 797 amino acids. Gene Ontology annotation, molecular function: protein serine/threonine kinase activity; protein serine kinase activity; ATP binding.